UGCGCGUUGCUUGGACGUGGAGGGCAGAAGAUUCUGCAGACAGUCUGUGACUUUAGGUUGAGAUGGGAGUCAUUUUAAUUUGGGAACAGAAGGGAGGCAGAGAGAAUUUAAGGAUAUAUUUUCAAGGUCAUCCACCUAAUAGCAGCCAGGAAUCCAGCUCAGGCAUGUAGCCACUGCUGUCGUUGUAACGAGGGUUACUUUUGUGCCGCACUUGUCCUGCUGGACGUUGUUCAGGAUGGCGUGUGCGCCCCCAACAGCCUUUAAAGUGAAGAAAACAUUUGGAAGCUCUGUGAAUACAUCAAAAACCAUGACCAGUAUCCUUUAGAAGAGUGUUACGCUGUCUUCAUAUCAAAUGAGAAGAAGAUGGUACCUAUCUGGAAGCAGCAGGCCAGACCUGGAAAUGGGCCCGUGAUCUGGGAUUACCAUGUGGUCUUGCUUCACGUCUCAAGUGGAGGCCAGAGCUUCAUUUACGAUCUGGAUACUGCCUUACCGUUUCCCUGCCCCUUUGACCCAUACGUGGAAGAUGCCUUCAAGUCUGAUGACAACCUUCAGCCACAGUUCAGGAGGAAAUUCAGAGUGAUCCGUGCUGAUUGCUAUUUGAAGAACUUUGCUUCUGACCGCUCUCACAUGAAGGACUCCAGUGGGAACUGGAAGGAGGUCCCCCCGCCCUAUCCCUGCAUUGAGACUGGAGACUGCAAAAUGAACCUGAAUGACUUCAUCAGCAUGGAUCCGGAAGUCGGGUGGGGAGCGGUCUACACACUGCCUGAGUUUGCACAUCGCUUUAGCAGUAGAAGCUUCUGAACUGGACGCACAGAUGUAGAACCGUGGAGAACGCGAGACCGUGAAUGAGCCAGCCUGUCCUUUAGGACAGCAAGCAUGGAACAGCUGGCUUGGAGUUACAUUUUUCUCUUCUAAUUCAGCGGAGCAGAACCUGGAUGAGCACAAAUACCAAUAAGCUACAUAAACUUUUUGGGGGCUGGGGUCGAACGCAUGCUUAGCACGUGUGAGGCCCUGGGUUCCGUCCCAGCACCACAAAUAAAAGAAGACCUUCCCUGUGGUGUGUCAGGUGGAAAUGUGCCAAGGCACACAGUUGCUACCACGUGGCUCUUACGUUACGACCCGUGACAGCCGGUGUCAGUCACUGCUGUGUCCAGACAGAGCCGUCUCUUCUGCGUGUUUCCUGUUUCUCCAACCUCGCUGUAAGCCAUGCAUGAGCAAGGCCGUAGCUCACACACGCGUGAGCCUUGGAUGUGCCCAUAAAAGUGCCCGCACAAUAUUCUAGGGGCAGCGCUGCUGCCUGGGAAAGGGUUGUAUUGUGAGCUGAAUCAGCAACAAGUACUAGUCUUUUUGGACUACAGUGUUGUUAUUGAUUGCGUUUCUCCAGCUGAGUGAUAUUUGACCUACUGAUAAGUGAUUUUUUUAAAAAUAGAUUUAAGUUUUGUGUUGAAAGUUUUAUGUCAUUCUUCAUGAUUCUAAGAGUGGCCAAGUCAUAUUUGAGAAUCAUCUACGUGCUUUUUUUUUUUUCUCUUUCGCAGAACCGGGGAUUGAACUCAGGCCCUUCCGCUUGCCAGGGAAGCACUUAUUCUACUGAGCCAUCUCCCUGGCCCCAUCUGUGUGCUUUUUAAAACCACAUUUGUCCUGGCUGCGUUCUUAGAAAAUUGGCUUUAAUCAUACAAUUCCAAAUAAAAGAUACCUGGCUUUAAACUGGCA
This is a messenger RNA of Octodon degus (degu), 1710 nucleotides long. RefSeq names its product WDYHV motif containing 1 (gene Ntaq1). The transcript has 6 exons. The record is from RefSeq and is a predicted model, not a curated record. Bases 364 to 801 code for a protein of 145 amino acids. Gene Ontology annotation, molecular function: protein-N-terminal asparagine amidohydrolase activity; protein-N-terminal glutamine amidohydrolase activity. Lineage: Eukaryota; Metazoa; Chordata; Mammalia; Rodentia; Octodontidae. Gene Ontology annotation, cellular component: nucleus; cytosol.